GCUGGCACGGCGUAAAACACCAAUUUCCCCCCCCUCACUUGUGUGUUUUGUUAUACUAUGCAAAGUCUUGGCCAAUAUCUAAUCAAUGCAGGGCAGUGUAUGUGUACGUGAAAGAAAGGGACUGAGAUAUAAGGAACAGGCGAGAAAGAGAGUGUGGAUGUGCCUGUACAUGUAUGUGGAAGAAGUGGGUGUAUAUAUCAACAGUGCGAACUUUAGCGUAUGGGUGUAUCAUCAGUAAAUGUUGAAUAAGUGGCGACCAUCAUCAAGUCAAAAUCCUACUGUACUAUUACUUAGAAAAUGAGCGAAUUGCUCUCCUAAAGUAUGGGGUCUAACAGUGUACCUAUGACGGGAAUAUAUUUAUAGAAAAGUUGUUAUCAGUUGUUUGAAUAAUCUAAGGCCGCUCAAUAUUUUCUGUCCUAUCAGUAAGCAGCUACGGCACUUGAAGAUCGUCUUGUCAGCGGUUGUCACAAAGUUUUCGUCUAUUUCGUCUUAUAAUAUUUUGAUGUGAAGCUGCCAACAUAAACGAUUAAAGUCAGACAGGAUGUUUGCUGUAAGAAUGAAGAAAGGACAACCCCUGCACCUAAGUUCUUCUCCGAUGCUGUAUGUUGUCUGGUUGUUUCUCUGUCUGCUGACUGUCCGAGCACAAGACGGCAAAGUCACGUGCUCUGUACCACCAGUGGAAGAGUUUCAUGACACAGUACUGACAUGUCACUUCCCCGACGACCUGAGUGUUUCCAAUAAAGACUUUACGGUCUACCACUACAGAAGCAAUGACAGUCCAGAAGCUGUACUAGACUGUUGGUGGCUUAGGGGUGUUGUUCACUGCUCCAUACACCCAGACUUUGUGUACAACAACAUCGUCAGCCGGACACUGAGUAUUACAGUUCGUCACGUGACGACUAAUCACACCGGCAGCUACGCCUGUCAGAUCGCCAACUACGACCCCAGGUUCUUGGAGAUGUGCGAGUUGAUCAUAAAACCGGGCAUAGAAAACACAUGCUCUAUUACUAAAGAAGAAUCGCAAUCGAAAGGAACUCUGACCUGUUAUUUUAGCGAAGACAUUGGAAAAACACAGAGAAACUUUACUGUAGUCAAGUCUCAUGGCCAGAGCAUGACAGAGGUCACUAAGUGUUGGUGGGUGGAUGGACAUAAUCACUGUAAGUUUACCGAUGGUUACAUCAACAUCUCCAGCGUGUCAUCCUAUUACACUGUUUUAAUAUCGGAAGUGAAAAUAGAGAAAGAAGGAAACUACUCCUGCUGGCACUCAGGAUCUGACACUAACCAGGUGAAUUCGUGUCUCCUUCACCUGUCUGAAGAAGGAGUAGACGAAGAGCAAAGUAGCGGCCUCCUGUUGAUCGUGCUGAUACCAACGUUGCUGGGUGUAGCUGUAGUAGUAGCUGUAGCUAUCGUCUUAUUUCUGAAAUACAGACGAAAAUGUUUUUCGUCAUCUAAAAAACACACCGAGUCUGAGAACCAGCAGCAAUCUACUCCUAUGUUAAAGCUAGCAAUAAGUCAUAAAGAUGACCUCGGGGCUGAAGCGCAGGGCCCCUUCGAGAGCGGGGCCUGGGGCGGCCGCCCCAUUUGCCACCCCCUCACGCCGUCGCUGACUAAAACACCAUCACUUACCAAUGAAAAGAAUACAAUUCUUAAUGCACUUCAAACUAUAGAGAAAGAUGAAAGACUUCAUUAUAAUAAAAAGACCUCACUUAUGAAAAAGGAGAAGAAAGAAAGAAAGAAGGUGACAGAAGAUUUCCAGGAAUAUCUGGAGAAAUCAGUCAAGGACAUGUACCCAGACAUCACGGGAACAUUCUAUUUUGUGCCUCCCGUGUACUUCAACAAAACUCAUUACAGAAAGAAACUCGUGAUUGGAGAAGUCACGUGGGUCCCGGACACUCCUACUGACAAUGACGUCAGACACGAUCGAGCCAUGCAGCACGUCAUCCACUGCCUACGUCACCUGGCGGAACGCAGACAGGAGAAAAUGUUUGUGCUUACACAGUUGACCUUUGACGCCUAUUUAAACAAUGUAAGUACAGAGUAUGUCACACAUCGUCUGCCCACUGCAGACAGCAACAUUAGUAACAACAUUGACCUCCUCAUCAUCCAUCAAAAACAUGGCGUGUUGGUGGGAGUGGUGAAGACCGUCAGUGAUGACGAUGUCAGAGGUCAAGACAAUGAAGAGAAAGCGGGUGAAAUGAUAAUUCUGCAGGUCAAAGAAGGCCUUCAACAACUGGAUGAGGCCGUUUGUACAAUGAAUCAUCUGACGUCAGACCAGAAAUCAGUUAAAGUUCGAAAAUUUCUGAUGUUGCCCAGACUUUCUCGUUCAUCACUGAACCGUGCUGUGGCCAGUCAACCUGACCAGUUUGCGAACUACCCCGAGAUUGAGAUGUCUCUAUGUGCUGAUGACCUGUCUGCUUCCAAUGCUCCCUGGGAUAUCAGUUCUGACCACCUUGAUAAAUUAAUUGAGUGGUGGCAUAAGAUGAUGGACAAAACUAGCGAUGACCACAAUCUGACCACGAAACUGUACCUGAGACUGAUAUCAAGGUUUUGUGGACCAGCGACUCAGCCCUCACUCCAAACACAAGAUGAUCCCUUCGUUUUGCCGAAGACUCUGGCGGAGGCUGUUUCAGUGACAGGAGACCUCUAUAACCGCCCUAUGCUUUCUCAAGACAUGAUGGACUUACUGAGGGAAAAAAGAUUGUUUCUUGUUGGACCAUCAAACACCUGCAAAACGUGGCUGCUGACGAUGGUCGGCAAGAAAUGGAUAAAAAGCGGCCACGAGCUGCACGUGUUCUGCGGCAGCGCAUCGUCGAGUAAAUCAUUGAAACACGCUUUUCGUGAAGAACUGAGGCCAGCGUCUGGUAUCAAUGACAAUGACACAUACUCGCCUAAAAAAGUCAACGUGGAACCUCUUAAUUUUAGUAAUGAAAAGGAGAUACAUAAAGCUGUGAAAAAGUGUAUAUGGAUGAAACAAGAAAAAAAUGUUUAUGUGGUUGCAGAUGACGUUGAUGUCAACAGUAUUUCGUAUAGAAUCUGUUUCAAAAAGUUCUGCGAGUCUCUCAAAAGCCAAUGUCCAGAUGUUCAUCUGUGGGCCACAAGCAGCAAAGGCCAGGAAGAGGUUGACGGCUGGCAAGUAAAGACCUUCACCACACCUCUACACUGUCCGCCUGCUGUGGUCAGAGAAUGUCCGCCACUAGAGGCCAGCUACAGUCUUCCUGAGGUUACAAACACACAACAGGACAACUUCUAUCCUACAGAUGGUCCACCAGUGAAAUACUUCUACCAUAAGGAGAGUGCAAUUAGCUUGCAUGACUGUAAGGACUGUGGCAAAGAAGUGGCAGUAUUUCUUACCAAGCAUCUUUUGAGUAGAAAAGACACAAAUGUUGCAGAACACGAUGUCUUAUCAGAACCAAGUGCAACCAACGUAACCAAGAUAGAAGCUGAUAAAAAGUUUUCUGUCCUUCAAGACAAAGACCUUUUAGUCUUUUUUGAAAGUGGCAUAAAACAAGAAGAAAAGUUUGUAGAAGGACUGAGGGAAUCAGGUAUUUCAGUGGACACUGUGAGAGAUGAGGACGACCAGGUAUGUCAUUGUAGAAGAGACUGGCAGUGCAUGUGCCAUGCAUGUUAAUCAGCUUUAUAUGUACACACCCAGGAGGAAGAUCGUGUUGUACGUGGAAAGCAGUUCGGAGCCGUCUGAUCUUUCCUUGAAAUGGCUGGCGAUGACGAGCUGCACAUCACAGUUGAUUAUAGUUCGCAGGAAUCACUAAUAGUGUUCUGCAUGUAUUUUCUGUCCUUUCCUGUCCUUAAAUGAUAUAGCUGACAGUGAAAAAUGAUGGACUUUGUGUAAAAAAAGUUAGCUGCUUGCACUUGUAGUUGCUGUACUUAUGGCAACUGUAGAAGUCUUGUACGUUUCAAGUUAAAUUAUAUGUAUUACGAAUUAAUGGUGUAGCUGUCUGUGUGAGGUGUCCCUAUGAGCUUUGAUGUGGUAUGUGACCCCACCUGACCUGCCAGUGACUACCAGGCAGCUUUGACUAGAGCCGCCUACACCGCUCUAGCAGGUGUGUGAGCGCGUGACAGACGCAAGCUUGGUACCUGGAAUUCUAGGUGUGAGAGAGCGCAUGUGUAAAAUGAAGAUGCUGGAUGUUUCUAGCUAACUUUUGCACAGUGUCUAUAAGCAGAGUAAGUUGGAGUGAGACAGUAUAGAGUUGAGCAAGCUAUUGAGGGUGUGUGACGCCUUAUAUUUUGUUGGGUGAGGCGUGUGUCGCCAUUAGCCAGGGGGUAUAUCUGAGGUCAAAGAUGUGAAGCGCGUGUCGCUGUUGAGGUAGCAGAAGUCGUUGCUAGGUUAGUCUCGGCAUGUGUCGCUGAUUUGCCAGUGAGUAUAAUACGUGGACAUUGUUGUACCAAACUGUAAAUAAGGUUCUUUCGUUCGAAUAUCUUCGACUGCAAAGACUCAGUUUCUUUGAGAGGUUGGCACCAUAGAUAAAGGACCCGAAACGAGCCAUUGACGACGACAUAGGCACCUGGUAGUCAUGCUUCGUCGCUUAAUCUAAUACGGAAAAACACUAUCAUAAUUUUACUGUAACAUGUGCUGAUUAGGUCUAGUUACAAUUAAAAAUUGGUAAUAGUGUUUCCUAGAGGAUUAAAUGUCGUAGUUUAACAAUUUUCCCCCAAGUUAUUUAUUGAUCUCGAAGUCGUACAGACGUCAUACAAAAGCUGUAAUUUUAUGUUGAAGAUCAAUCACAUUGCUUGAAAGAUAUGUUUUGGACUUCGUACCAUAUUUACUUCGUUUUACUUAUGCCAGUAGCUUGGUUACUUAUUAGUAUACCAAUAUGUAUUAGAAGUAUCUUAAAUGUUAAGUAAAUACUUCACUUUCUAUUUUUAUGACGUUGACAUUGUUUACAUUCCUUUAGUCAUGUGCGUAAUCCUAUACUAUAUCAGUGGUUCUUAACCGGGGUUCGAUCGAACCCUAGGGGUUCGGUGAGUCGGUCUCAAGGGUUCGGCGGAGCCUCCGCCACAGAG
Messenger RNA from Pomacea canaliculata, 5019 nucleotides. RefSeq lists its product as uncharacterized. Lineage: Eukaryota; Metazoa; Mollusca; Gastropoda; Architaenioglossa; Ampullariidae. The transcript is spliced from 14 exons. The record is from RefSeq and is a predicted model, not a curated record. Bases 542 to 3628 code for a protein of 1028 amino acids.